AUGGCGCUAUCACCUCUCAAAUAUCCAUUUCUCCUCACAUUCGUUGUUGUUUCGGUCUCAUUGGUUUUCAUCCCUUGGGAUGCUUCCAUCCAUUCGUUAACUACGUCCCUCGAACGGAAGUUGCCAUGGCUUUGGUCAGAUGUCUCGGUUCGUGAUGAUGACGACGGCGACGGCGGUGCCGGAGUAUCCGAUCCAGGGGAUAGCCCCAUUGCCCAAGGAGGGUCUUACUCAUGCUCCAAGGACUCUCCUUGCUAUAAUGGAGCCUGCUGCGGCAAAGACGGCUGGUGUGGCUAUGGACCAACCUACUGUGGCACAGGUUGCCAGUCCCAGUGCGAUGCCCAUGCCGAGUGUGGUCAGUACUCUAAGAAGCCUGGACAAACCUGCCCUCUCAAUGUAUGUUGCUCUGAGUUUGGCUUCUGUGGUACCACCGCCGACUUUUGCAACGACAAAUGCCAAUCAAACUGUGGCUCUCCCAAUAGGCCACGGGGCAGCGGUGGUGACGUUCGGGAUCACAUCAUCGGUUACUAUGAGAGUUGGAAGUCUUCUGGGGAUGGAUGUGGACACAUGACCCCUUCUCAGAUUCCUGUCCAAGUUCUUGAUGCGGUCAAUCUUGCAUUUGGCUAUAUCACGCCGGAUGAUUACGAUAUUGUUCCCAUGGAGCACCAGACUGAGUCAAUCUUCCAGCAAGUCGCAGACGUGAAGAAGCGCAGCCGAAGCACCGAAGUUUGGUUAUCGCUGGGUGGAUGGACUUUCAACGAUAACGAUACUGUUACGCAGCCCAUCUUUGGCGAACUGGCAGCCGACAGCACCAAAGCAAAGGAAUUUGCUGGCAAGCUUGUGGAAAUGAUGGACCACUAUGGCUUUGAUGGAGUGGACAUCGACUGGGAGUACCCCGGAGCAACAGAUCGAGGAGGCAAGAAGCAGACGGAUGUCGACAACUUCCCUACCUUACUCAAGAACAUCCGACAAGUUUUCUCGAGUCAUUUGAAACCCCUCAAGCUUUCCAUCACACUUCCAACCUCAUACUGGUAUCUUCGAUGGUUUGACCUGCCAGAACUCGCCAAACACGUCGACUUUUUUAAUAUCAUGAGUUAUGACCUUCACGGCACUUGGGAUUCUUCAAACCCUAUCGGCCCCUACGUUUACGCUCACACCAAUCUGACAGAGAUCAAACUCGCCCUGGAUCUAUUCUGGAGAGAAGACAUCGGCCCUGACAUGAUCAACUUAGGGCUUGCCUUCUAUGGCCGGUCUUUUAAGCUUAGAGAUCCUUCUUGCUCAGAUCCAGGCUGUCGCUUCGGAGGUCCUGGUGAGAAGGGGCGAUGUACCGAUACUGCUGGGAUUCUAUCGUACCGAGAGAUCAAUGAGCACAGAGCAAUGUCGGAGUUGAAUAAAGGGGCAUAUACGAUACAUGAUAAAGAAGCCGCCAUUAACUACAUGGUCUACGGAGAUAAGAAUGAGGACUGGAUAUCUUAUGACUCAAAAGAGACAUUUGAGCAGAAAAUUGACUUUGCCAACGAGCUUGGCCUUCGCGGACUGCUGAUUUGGGCAAUAGAUCAAGACGAUGAUCGAUACACAGCGCUGAAAGCCGUAACUGGCAAGGAUAUUUCUCCACGAAUCGAAGAGAGUGACACCUUUGAGCACUGGGACGUUAGCAAGUGUUUCGUCAGCGGAUGCAAAGAGGACUGUGGCGAUGGCUUUACAAAGAUGACAAACCUGAAUGACGAUGCCAAAACCCAGCGUGGAUGCGGUGGGAACCACAAACAGAGAAGUCUGUGUUGUCCUUCUUGGGGUGCUCCGGACCCGAAGACCUGCUCGUGGCAAGGAUCAGCACCAUGGUGCUACGAGACUUGCAAGGACGGCGAUAUUCUGUUCGCUACGGAUCAUUAUGGAAACGGCGGUUCUAACUGUCACACCGGAACGAAGAAGUAUUGCUGCCCGGCGAAUAACGGGAACCGAGCAGUAGCGUCGUGUGGAUGGGUUAGCAAGGAUACUUGUCCCAACGAGAGACCCCAGAAGCUAUACAGCCACACCGAUUCCGAGCAGCUUGAUGGUGAGACUGUCUUUGGAACACGGACUUUAUGCUGCCCUGAUGAGCCAACCUUCGAACACUGCACGUGGCAUGGCGAUGUUGGAGCUUGUACCAACAAUUUCUGUCCCAAAAGCAAGAUACAGGUCGCGAGAAGUAAUAGCCGCCCUGGUGGCAGGUGCAACUUCGGCCGCAAAGCCGUUCUCUGUUGCGACCCUCCAACAGGAGACGACGCAAUUCUUCCUGUGGCUCUGGAAGACCUCUUCCCAUACGACAUUCCCGCCACCGACAAGCCAGUAUAUCACGAAGCAAUAGACAACUAUUCCGACGCGUUUCCCAAGAACUGGGACGGCGAGGACGACCCCAACGAACAACCCUUUGCUUGGAUCGUCAUGGUUGGCAGCGAAAAGGAUGUACAGUCUCUGCGGAAGCGCGAUGGAUCGCACCUCGAGCUAUUUGACUGCCCUGAUCCAGCCAAGGAUGACUUCACCAUUCAAAAACUCAAAGCUGUCUGCAUGGUAGAAGGGCAGGAUGGAAAUUGUGAAGAUCUGAUGCUAGGCAGCGUUAAGGGCACGAUUGCGCGGCUCCCAGAAGAUUGCGGCAAAGACGAAUGGGUUCGAGUGGUCUCCUUCGAAGCCAUCGAAGACCACCCUGUCCCGUCACACCUCGAGAAACGUGCUCCUGAGAAUGCCAAAGUCUAUCGACUGGAAUACGACUACAAGUUCCAUGAGCUUCGAGCAGACGGCGGCGAGGUCUUUGUCCGCGCCGAUGCAUCUACCCACCCGGGAUAUUGGGAUGAAAUUGUCGCGUCGAAGACAGGAAAGGGCAUCUCUCGUCGGGAUCCCAAGAACUGGCGAGAAGAUGAAAUGUCUUGGUUCCGAGAACGCGGGUUUGUCGGAGACGCUGUCCAGGAACGCGGCGAGUCUUCUUCGCUGAAUUGGUGGCUAGAGAAGUUCAAGGCACUUCUCAAGGCCCACGACAAUUAUGGCGUUCACAAACUUUUCGAUUACAAGCAGGUGCUGUACUCGGCCACAAAGUCUUGCCCAGGGCUCGGGGACGCGUCUCUUGAAGCUAGGCUUGAGGGCCGUGUGGAAACGACCUUUGACUAUGGUAUUUCGGUUAUUGGUACACUGAAGAAUUUCAAUUUCGAUCAGUCGUAUGCCUACUUCCAUGUGCACGACUUCAAUAUGUCAACCAUGAGUGUUGUGGAUGCAUAUGCGAAGAUCCAAAUGCAGACUCAGAAGUUGCCUAUUCUGGGAUGGUUGGAUCUAUUUGGUGGCAACUUCAACGUGAAAGGUCUGCUUGAAGUCGGGCCGUUUUUCGACAUCCAGGCUCAGCUCCGCGCGGCUCUUACGUUGUCAGGACAAGCUCGUGCCGGUCUUACUUUCAGAUCCAGGGGUCUCUCCUGGAUGUAUCCGCAGGGAAUGAACGAAUGGCCUACAAAAGACCUUUUGACUACAUAUGAGCCUGAAAUCCUGCUAAGUCCCAAGACCGAGGUUAGUGUCAAAGCAAAGGGCGAUCUCACUGUGGCCAUCAACCCAGCGCUUGGCUUCGAGCUCAAGGUCACAUGGAACGACAACAACCUUGUCAACAAUGAUGUGCGUCUUAAUUUUGAGACGAAUUACACAUUCACCGUCACCGCCGAAACUGGCAACGCGGCCACAUGCGAUGGCCUACUCAUGGGCGUUGAUUUAGGAUAUGGGCUUGCUAUCGACAUGUCGAAGCCUAUUCCCGGGUGGAAACAAACAGACACACACCACACCAUCAUUAGUCCCAGAUCCGUUCAACUGGCUGAGACUCAAUGUAAGAAGUGGUCAGAAGGAGGAGCAGGCCCAACUAUUGGCAGCAGCCGAAGAGAGGUCGGUGCCCCCACAAGCAAUGCCCCCAGUGUGAAGCGCGUUUUCUCGCGGAGUGACGUAGGAGAUGAUGCCCUCUUUCCUGAUACCCCAGGAUCCUCGCUUCGAUGUAUCAACGACUUCAAAACGCCUACUGGAGAUUGCCGUGACCACACGGCGGAGGAUGACUAUGCGACCGACCCAUCAUUAUUCGAUAAGAGAGCGACUUCGGCGGGCACUGGAAAGAAGCCGUGGAGUUUAUGCGACAACUCCAAGAAAAUCUACGUCAAGGGGAUCAAUUUCCCAACCUCUGGACAGAUGAUUAAAAAAGAAGGCAAGUACAAAGACUUGGGAAAAUUCUCAAGCUGGGGCCCGAGUGACCCCGACGAAUGCGAUGACUACGACUUCCGUUUGUUGGACGAAACCCCUUCAGCCGAUAGAUCUGGUGAGUAUGACUCGGAACAUGUCCUGGAGUGGCAGACUCUCAAGCAGUUCAUGAUCAACGUGGGCUUCAUCAAAGACAAGAAAGUAUCCAACAAGCCGUCUAUCGCUGCCACGAGUCCGUACAAGGACUGGACAACAGAUAACCCAAUAGUCGCAGAGCUGAGGACUAAAAAGAAGUAUCCACAGAAGGACGAGGUUGACUUUUGCGACUAUUUCUGGUUCUGGUGGUCCCAGAAAGUCUUUGAGUAUAAAGGCGUCAACCACAACGCUCUGGACCAUCUCAGAUUAGCGAUCCCGAACGACGAUUUCUACAGGGAUGAGUUGCAGCUCCUUUGGAGUGGCGCCAAUACUGUCAAACAAGCCAUGUGGCAAAUGGGAACUUACACCAUUCGAUCGAAAUCGAAGAUGGAGUCGUAUCUGAAGGGGACGACCGAAAGGGGCAAGAAGAGGGAUGUCAAUGAUGCAAUCAACGUUCUCAAGGACACAAUGUUUGCAGUCCGAUAUAUGGCAGAACCGGACGUGAAGAGAGUCAUGUUUUCCCAGGCAGACCGCAUCUAUAAGCGAAUGAAUGAGUUUGAAGAUAUGUUUGUUGCGGAAGGUAAAAUCAAGGGGUUCAACGAUCUUGUCUACGUUAAGCUUGAACUUGGAGAGGAAUGGAAGAAAUGGUGUGAGGCCUCAUACACGAACGCGAACAUCAGACACAAAGACUUUCUUGAGACAUGGGUGCCUCGUUUGAAGAGAGAUUACCUACCUGACGAGGACGAUGAGAGUGGCGGUGAUGAGUCAGACGGGGGAACCGAGAUCAAUGAGGAUAUCAAGAAGCGCGUCGAGGAGUUGGUUAAAGCAUACGACGAGUUCAAGCAGAGCCCAUGGGUCAGUCCUUUCCAAUGGGAUUAGGUGAUGGGUAGAGUUGUGGGAAGCGGCGAGACAAAGCUCAGCCAGAGCAGGAUCAAAACAGGGGGUGGCUCUAUUAUGUAAAAAUCACUGAGAACUAAGAAGUAUUUAGUCAAGAAAU
Messenger RNA from Ilyonectria robusta, 5320 nucleotides. RefSeq lists its product as uncharacterized. Gene Ontology annotation, biological process: carbohydrate metabolic process. The coding region runs from base 1 to 5202 and encodes 1733 amino acids. Gene Ontology annotation, molecular function: chitin binding; hydrolase activity, hydrolyzing O-glycosyl compounds. NCBI's taxonomy places the organism in Eukaryota, Fungi, Ascomycota, Sordariomycetes, Hypocreales, Nectriaceae. The transcript is spliced from 17 exons. The record is from RefSeq and is a predicted model, not a curated record.